AUGACUGCUGUCGCCUCGGCAUCUCUUCCAGCACUGGGUGCAACGCUUGCUCCGUCCUCGUCGACGCCUGCCAUCGCGCGCGAGGAGCCCGCAAGUACCAGAGGCGCCACUCGGCCGCCUUCUCGUCCUCAGCUUCGUCUGCCGCAACAGCCUGAAAGCGAUACACAUCGACAUCCACUCAAGCGCAAAUGGAAAAGCUUUGUCAACUUCUUCGCACUUCCCAUCCGUACUUACUACCUCGAGCCACCGGGGCUAGCCUACCGCAACGAGCUGCGAGCCAGGCGUAGCCCUGCAUGGGACGACAACGAUGAUCGUCCGUCCUUUUGGCCUUGCCCUGCGUACACGGAUCAGGUCGGAGACGACGAGAUGGUGCUCUUCAAAGCGCAGGAAGAAGCCGAGGCGCUCGCUGCUUUGCAACGGGGUCAACAGGCUGCAACCGCUGGUGCUGACACAGUGCACAUCAGUACGGACGGACAAAUGCUUUCGUCCGAAGACUCGGAGUUCCGAGAUGUUCCCACGGACGACGACGACGACGACGACGAGGAGCAAUAUCACCAGAGCGCUGGCCGCCCUGUUUGGUCAAGCAGGUGGCCACCGACGCCGCCCGAGGCUUCUUCCGUGUCUGCCUUCCAGCCAAUCGCAGCAGGCCCUUCUCCUCGAUACGAGAUUUCGGAUCCUCUUUCCAUCUCCCCUCAAGCACCAGCAUCAGCCUCGGCUGCUCAGCCAAUCUCCGCUUCGCAACGCCCGCAGGUACACAUCCGCACACGCACAACCAGCAAUCUCGCAUCGACCGAUCAGCCCCUCUUCAACAACGGGAUCACCAUGUCUCGGCACCUCUCCACGCCUCUUUCGCCCACCGUCGUCUCUUCAUCGCCCCCGACUCCCGCCCUCUCGUCGAGCCUGUUCCUGCGCCGCAACCGAGCGCAGACCAACGCUGCUCGACCCACGCUCACAGGCCGCAACAUCUCCGAACCACUUAGCUGGACACUGGUACGCUCGCAGUACUCCUACCCGAAACGCGGUCUCACGUCGGAACAGCUCAAGUUCCUCAGCUCGGUCGAAUCACUGGGCAGGUUUGGCAUUGCAGCUACCUCACCCGAUGUCGCGCCAUCACCUGCUUACGAGUCGGCGCCGAGAGGUGGGGCCAACGACUACGGCUUCCCGCUCACACCAGGCAGCAGCAGUCAGCAGCCAUAA
Molecule: messenger RNA, 1197 nt
Organism: Kalmanozyma brasiliensis GHG001
Lineage: Eukaryota; Fungi; Basidiomycota; Ustilaginomycetes; Ustilaginales
Exons: 1
Coding region: 1-1197 (398 amino acids)
Source: RefSeq, a predicted model, not a curated record